Cuscuta epithymum is the source of this 1977-nucleotide messenger RNA. The record is from the annotation of a GenBank genome assembly. NCBI's taxonomy places the organism in Eukaryota, Viridiplantae, Streptophyta, Magnoliopsida, Solanales, Convolvulaceae.
CCGAUUCAUUAUGUACAGUUUUGACUUUUUGACUAAUUUUUGUUACUAAAUGCCGAUAGGAAUGUGACACCAAGACCCCUCCCCUCGUUCUCCAAAGUUGGCUGUUUCUUUCCGCCGCUCUCUCAGCCUAAAACCAGUGCUAUCCUGCGCCUUCCGACUUUGUCUGCCGACUGGUCACUGCUCGCCGGCCGCCGCUCCAGUCCUCGUCAUUUUUUCCGGUCAGAUAUCUUUGAUAUACGGAGAACACCAUUAAUUUCAAGCGAUUGGGUUGUUAAAUUAGUUUACAUGUGUUUGAUUAAAUUCCUGACAUACUAGGCUACUAAUUACAGGUAAAGACGUGAUGAUGUUCUUGAUACAAUUUUUUUUAUAUGUAUUUAUACAUUGAUAGAAGUUUAGUUUCUCUUAUUUUUUGCAGUAUCUAAUAGUUAAUAGUAUGAUCUUCCAUCUUCAUUCAUUCAUUCCAUCUCUCUAUCACAGUAGGCUGUUUUCACUUCCUCGGUUGGAAUCAUCCCUCCAUGGCAGAAAAUGAAGCUUCAAAUUCGGUAAAAGACCGUGCUUCAAGCGAGCUGAGCUCGAUUACGAAUGUCAAACGCUUGCAUUUCUGGCUUCUACUAUCCCUGAAUGUGGUGUUCCUCUUGGUUGGUCAGGCUGCUGCUAUCAUUCUUGGGAGAAUUUACUAUGACAAAGGCGGGAACAGUACAUGGUUGGCCACAAUUAUUCAGACAGCUGGGUUUCCUGUGCUUUUAAUCCCUUAUUUUCUUAUUCCAUCUCCCAAACAACACUCGGCUGAUUCAUCAAACCACCCCAAACCUCCACCAUCCGCCAUCAAGGUUGCUAUGACCUACCUCUUGCUUGGUGCCCUCAUUGCCGGGGACAACAUGCUAUAUUCCAUUUCACUUUUGUACCUAUCCGCCUCAACUUAUUCCCUUAUUUGUGCAACACAACUAGUCUUCAAUGCCAUUUUCUCAUUUUUCAUCAAUGGCCAAAAAUUCACAGUGUUUAUUUUUAACUCUGUGAUUGUCCUCUCGUUAGCUGCGAGUAUGCUUGCCAUUGACGAGGACUCCGAUAAACCUUUGGGCGUAACUAGGGGGAAAUAUAUAUUUGGAAUUAUUGCUGCUAUCAUAGCCUCUGCGUUGUACUCCCUCACACUCUCCUUGAUGCAGCUUUCGUUUCAGAAAGUGAUAAAGAGAGAAACUUUCCGUGUGGUUCUUGAAAUGCAAAUAUUUACAUCACUGGUAGCCACGGCAGUCUCCACCGCUGGGCUUUUUGUGAGUGGAGAAUGGAGAACUUUGCCAGGAGAAAUGCACAGUUUCACUUCAGGAAAAGCUGCGUAUGUGCAGGUGUUAGUGUGGACAGGCGUGGGGUGGCAGAUAUGCGCGGUUGGUGUUGUGGGCUUGAUUUUUGUGGUGUCCUCACUCUUCUCAAAUGUUAUUAGUACUCUUUCUCUAGCUGUCACUCCUGCUGCUUCGGUGAUCAUCCUGCACGAUAAGAUGAGCGGUAUCAAAAUCAUUGCCUUGCUAAUGUCAAUGUGGGGUUUCACAACUUACAUAUAUCAGAAUUACCUGGAUGAUUUGAAGGAAAGGAAAUCACGCAUUGAUUCGAGUAAUAAUAAUGUUCCUAAUGAUACCCGUUGUUAAUCAUAGUUGGAUGCAUCAGACCUUUCACAAUAAAGGAUCAAGUUUCACAUAAGAUAAGCAAGUUACCUUUGACAAACAAAUUAUUUUUAUUGUCCUCCUUGAAGUGUAAAGUGUACCCUCCCAGCCCAGGCCAAGUAUGUGGAGUCCUUUGAUUUUGGAAGGAAUUCCUCCGUGCGUUAUUCAAGUUCACAUGACUUUGGUCCAUAUGAUUUAUUCAAAUUCGUUAUGUUAAGUGUGAUUGUUUUAUUUUGUUUUAUUUACUAAGUUAUAGAUUUAUGGUCUGACGUUUUUGCUAUUCAAGUCUUGGAAAUAAUAAAACAUAGAAGUCAUUUAGAUUUUA